Fusarium keratoplasticum is the source of this 882-nucleotide messenger RNA. RefSeq lists its product as uncharacterized. The coding region runs from base 1 to 882 and encodes 293 amino acids. The record is from RefSeq and is a predicted model, not a curated record. The transcript has 5 exons. NCBI's taxonomy places the organism in Eukaryota, Fungi, Ascomycota, Sordariomycetes, Hypocreales, Nectriaceae.
AUGGCUUCGCUUGCAAAGACUAUCGUGGCGACCGGUGUCUCUUCGGGAUUGGGUUUGGAAGCUAUCAAGCAGCUCCUCGAGCAGACCCAGCCCUACAAGGUCAUUCUCGGAGCGCGAAACAUCCAAAAUACGCAAAAGGCAUAUGACGAGCUGCAGUAUGACCGGGCGGCAAAUGGGGUAACCAUCCUCCCUCUUGAUCUGUCCGACUUGAAGGGAGUCAAGUCAUUCGCCGAGAAGACACUUGAGAAGCUUGGUCAGGGCAAGAUUGACUAUUUGCUGCUCAAUGCGGGUAUCAGCAAUGGUUCUGAAGGGCCUGGACCUCAUGGAUCCAAGUGGUGUGAGGCUCACAUCGUGAACCACCUGUCACAACAUUAUCUAGUCCACCUCCUACGAGAGAAGUUGGUUGAGUCCAAGUCGAGGAUAAUAUUCGUGUCCUCUGGCGCAGUGCGCAACGUGCCCGACCCCAGCGUUCUUGACACCGAACUAAAGGCCGGCUCCGGCAUGUCUGGAAGAACCACCUACCCUCAGACUAAAUUCACUGCCCUCCUCGGCGCACACUGGUGGCGUCGCCAGCUCGCGGACACAAACGACGUCGUCGCCGUCUCCCCGGGCCUCAUCCCCAGCACCGGUAUCGGUCGCGGAAGCGGAAUGAAGCUGACCCACGAGAUGCCCGACGCCAAGAGCGUUCCCGAAGGUGCGCAGAGCAUCCUUCGGGCUUUCACGCGAAGUGACUUUCCCGAAGAUCCUGACCGUAUCUUCCUGACGAGCUGGGGUGAGUGGUGGGAGAAGAGUGUGAUUGAAAAGACUACGGACAAGGCCCUCCAGGACAAGUGGUGCCCCAGCAAGGAGGAGAUUGAAAGGGACGAGGGAAUCUCGGCGUGA